CAUUUUGCUUAAGACGCCUGAGAGAGCUGGAUCCUGUCUGCUUGGCAGUUCGGGAAUAGGGGUCAAUGAAUCCUGUAGUACUGGCACCUCUUAUUGUAAGGUGAUUCCCAGUGACGCCUCCAAGUCACAAUGUCUCAGAGACUGGGGCAAGAAGACCCUGAACGAUACCUCUUUGUGGAUCGGGAUGUGGUUUACAACCCAGCCACGCAGGCCGACUGGACGGCCAAGAAGCUGGUGUGGAUACCAUCAGAGAGGCAUGGCUUUGAAGCGGCCAGCAUAAAAGAGGAGAGAGGGGAUGAGGUAGUAGUUGAACUUGCAGAAAAUGGCAAGAAGGCAAUGGUGAACAAAGAUGACAUCCAGAAGAUGAACCCACCCAAGUUUUCCAAAGUAGAGGACAUGGCAGAACUUACCUGCUUGAAUGAGGCUUCUGUUCUACACAACCUGAAGGACAGAUACUACUCAGGGCUCAUCUAUACGUAUUCUGGGCUGUUCUGCGUUGUCAUCAAUCCUUACAAGAACCUCCCCAUCUAUUCAGAAAAUAUAAUUGAGAUGUACCGAGGAAAAAAGCGCCAUGAGAUGCCGCCGCACAUUUACGCUAUUUCAGAGUCUGCCUACCGCUGCAUGCUUCAAGAUCGCGAGGACCAAUCGAUUCUUUGCACGGGUGAAUCCGGAGCAGGGAAGACAGAAAAUACCAAGAAAGUGAUUCAAUAUUUAGCACACGUUGCGUCCUCCCAUAAGGGGAAGAAGGAUCACACCAUUCCUACCGAAUCUCCUAAGCCCAUCAAACAUCAGAGUGGAUCCUUGUUGUAUGGUGAGUUGGAACGACAGUUGCUCCAAGCCAAUCCCAUCCUGGAGUCCUUUGGAAACGCCAAGACUGUAAAGAAUGACAAUUCCUCUCGUUUUGGCAAAUUCAUCCGAAUCAACUUUGACGUGACUGGUUACAUUGUGGGGGCCAAUAUAGAGACCUAUCUGUUGGAAAAGUCUCGAGCGAUAAGACAAGCCAAGGAUGAAAGGACUUUUCAUAUCUUUUACCAGCUGCUGGCUGGUUCAGGGGAACACCUAAAAUGCGCAGAGCAAGGCAGAGAACUGGCUGAUUUGCUGCUUGAAGGAUUUAGCAACUACAAGUUUGUCUCCAAUGGAUACAUCCCCAUACCAGGGCAGCAGGACAAGGAGAACUUCCAAGAGACCAUGGAGGCCAUGCAUAUCAUGGGCUUCUCACAUGACGAGAUCUUGUCCAUGUUGAAAGUGGUGUCUUCCGUCCUGCAGUUUGGAAACGUUAUUUUCAAGAAAGAGAGAAACACAGAUCAGGCUUCUAUGCCAGAGAACACAGCCGCACAGAAACUCUGCCACCUGCUGGGCCUCAACGUCAUGGAGUUUACCCGAGCCAUCCUCACCCCACGCAUCAAAGUGGGCAGGGACUAUGUACAAAAGGCACAGACAAAAGAGCAGGCAGAUUUUGCAGUGGAAGCCCUGGCGAAAGCCACAUACGAGAGACUGUUCCGCUGGCUGGUCCAUCGGAUCAAUAAGGCCUUGGACCGCACAAAACGCCAAGGAGCGUCCUUUAUUGGCAUCCUGGAUAUUGCCGGAUUUGAAAUCUUCGAGCUGAAUUCAUUCGAGCAGCUCUGCAUCAACUACACAAACGAGAAGCUCCAACAGCUCUUCAAUCACACCAUGUUCAUCCUGGAGCAGGAGGAGUACCAACGCGAGGGAAUUGAGUGGAACUUCAUAGACUUCGGCUUAGAUCUACAGCCCUGUAUCGAUCUCAUUGAGAGGCCGGCCAAUCCUCCCGGAGUGCUGGCUCUGCUUGACGAGGAGUGCUGGUUUCCCAAGGCAACAGACAAAUCCUUUGUGGAUAAGCUGGUCCAGGAGCAAGGCACCCAUUCCAAGUUUCAGAAACCCAGGCAGCUGAAGGACAAGGCUGAUUUCUGCAUUAUCCACUAUGCCGGCAGGGUGGAUUACAAAGCGGAUGAGUGGCUCAUGAAGAACAUGGAUCCGCUAAAUGACAAUGUUGCAACCCUGCUUCACCAGUCAUCAGACAAGUUUGUUGCCGAGCUGUGGAAAGAUGUGGAUCGCAUUGUGGGUCUGGACCAGGUGGCAGGAAUGGCUGAAACCGCCUUUGGCUCUGCGUACAAGACCAAGAAGGGCAUGUUUCGCACGGUGGGGCAGCUUUACAAAGAGUCCCUCACCAAGCUAAUGGCGACUCUGCGCAACACCAACCCUAACUUCGUGCGCUGUAUCAUCCCGAACCAUGAAAAACGGGCCGGCAAACUGGAUCCUCACUUGGUGCUGGAUCAGCUGAGAUGUAACGGUGUCUUGGAGGGUAUUCGAAUCUGCCGACAGGGAUUCCCUAACCGGAUUAUCUUUCAGGAGUUCCGCCAGAGGUAUGAGAUUCUCACCCCUAAUGCCAUUCCAAAGGGAUUUAUGGACGGGAAGCAGGCGUGUGAGCGAAUGAUUAGAGCUCUGGAGUUGGACCCCAAUUUAUUCCGUAUUGGCCAGAGCAAGAUUUUCUUCCGUGCUGGCGUCCUGGCCCACCUGGAAGAGGAGAGAGACCUGAAGAUCACAGACAUCAUCAUUUUCUUCCAGGCCAUUUGCAGGGGUUACCUGGCCAGAAAGGCUUUUGCAAAGAAACAGCAGCAGCUGAGUGCCCUGAAGGUUCUCCAAAGGAACUGCGCUGCCUACUUGAAAUUAAGGCAUUGGCAAUGGUGGCGACUUUUCACCAAGGUGAAACCUCUUCUACAAGUUACUCGACAAGAAGAGGAACUUCUAGCGAAGGAUGAAGAACUGCUGAAGGUGAAGGAGAAACAGUCCAAAGUGGAAGGGGAACUCGUGGAGAUGGAGAGAAAGCACCAGCAGUUGGUGGAAGAGAAAAAUAUUCUCGCUGAGCAGCUACAAGCGGAGACAGAGCUGUUUGCAGAGGCUGAGGAAAUGAGGGCCCGUCUAGCUGUCAAGAAGCAGGAGCUGGAAGAGAUCCUGAGAGAUCUGGAGAUACGUAUGGAGGAGGAAGAGGAGAGGAACCAAGUCUUACAGAAUGAGAAGAAAAAGAUGCAGACACACAUACAGGAUUUAGAAGAACAGCUAGAUGAGGAGGAGGCAGCACGACAGAAGCUGCAGUUGGAGAAAGUAACAGCAGAAGCCAAAAUUAAAAAGAUGGAAGAGGAUAUUCUUCUCCUGGAGGACCAGAACUCAAAGUUCAUUAAGGAGAAGAAACUGAUGGAUGAACGGAUUGCAGAGUGCACUUCGCAGCUGGCAGAGGAGGAAGAGAAAGCAAAGAACCUGGCCAAGCUAAAGAACAAGCAGGAAAUGAUGAUCAGCGAUUUGGAAGAAAGGCUAAAGAAAGAGGAGAAGACACGUCAAGAGUUAGAAAAAGCCAAGAGGAAGCUGGAUGGGGAGACCACUGAUCUCCAGGACCAAAUAGCUGAGCUGCAGGCUCAGAUCGAGGAACUUAAGUUGCAACUAGCCAAAAAAGAAGAGGAACUGCAGGCUGCACUAGCCAGAGGUGAUGAGGAGGUGGUACAGAAGAAUAAUGUUCUGAAGCUGGUGAGGGAGCUGCAGGCACAGAUCGCUGAGCUUCAGGAAGACCUGGAGUCUGAGAAAGCUUCACGCAACAAAGCAGAGAAGCAGAAGAGGGACCUAAGCGAGGAGCUAGAGGCGCUGAAAACGGAACUGGAGGACACUUUAGACACCACUGCGGCACAGCAGGAACUGAGGACCAAGAGGGAACAGGAAGUGGCCGAACUGAAGAAGAACAUUGAAGAAGAGACCAAGAACCAUGAGGCACAAAUUCAGGAAAUGAGACAGCGGCAGGCCACAGCCCUGGAGGAGAUCUCAGAGCAACUGGAGCAAGCCAAACGGCUGAAAGUGAAUUUGGAGAAGAACAAGCAGAGCUUGGAAUCCGAUAAUAAGGAGCUCUCUGGGGAGGUGAAAACCUUGCAGCAACAGAAGGCAGAGUCUGAGUACAAGAGGAAGAAACUGGAGGGACAGGUGCAGGAGCUGCAUGCCAAAUCGUCCGAUGGAGACCGACAGCGAGCAGAGCUGGGGGAGAAGAUCAGCAAGCUUCAGAAUGAACUUGAGAAUGUCUCCUGUCUCCUUGAAGAAGCUGAGAAAAAAGGGAUCAAACUGGCCAAAGAUGCUUCCGGCUUGGAGUCCCAGCUGCAGGACACUCAGGAGCUGCUCCAGGAGGAGACCCGGCAGAAGCUCAACAUGAGCAGUCGAAUUCGCCAACUAGAGGAAGAGAAAAAUAAUCUGCAAGAGCAGCAGGAGGAAGAGGAGGAGGCCAGGAAAAGCUUGGAGAAGCAGAUCCUCACAUUGCAGGCACAGCUUGCGGAUGCCAAGAAAAGGGUCGAUGAUGAUGUGGGAAUGAUAGAAAACCUGGAAGAAGUAAAAAAGAAGUUGCUGAAAGAAAUGGAGGGAUUAGGUCAGCGACUGGAGGAGAAAGGGCUGGCCUUCGAGAAGAUGGAGAAGACGAAAAACCGAUUGCAGCAAGAGCUAGAUGACUUGAUAGUGGAUCUAGAUCACCAGCGACAGAUCGUGUCUAACCUGGAGAAGAAGCAGAAAAAGUUUGAUCAGCUAUUGGCUGAAGAGAAAAAUAUCUCUGCCCGAUAUGCUGAUGAGCGUGAUCGUGCUGAGGCUGAUGCCCGAGAGAAGGAGACCAAAGCCCUGUCAUUGGCUCGGGCACUAGAGGAAGCCCUGGAGUCUAGAGAUGAGUUUGAGAGACUGAACAAACAACUCAGGGCAGAGAUGGAGGACCUAAUGAGCUCCAAGGAUGACGUAGGAAAAAAUGUGCAUGAGCUGGAAAAGUCCAAGCGGGCGUUGGAGCAGCAGGUGGAGGAGAUGAGGACACAGCUGGAGGAACUAGAGGAUGAGUUACAGGGCACAGAGGAUGCCAAACUACGCUUGGAAGUGAACAUGCAAGCAAUGAAGGCGCAGUUUGAUCGUGACUUGCAGUCACGCGAUGAACAGAAUGAAGAAAAGAAACGAAUGCUGGUGAAACAGGUGCGCGAACUGGAGGCUGAACUUGAGGAUGAACGUAAGCAAAGGGCACUUGCUGUUGCUUCCAAGAAGAAAUUGGAGAUGGAUUUGAAAGAUCUGGAGUCACAGAUAGAGGCUGCAAAUAAGGGACGGGAAGAUGCAAUCAAACAGCUUCGUAAAUUGCAGGCCCAAAUGAAGGAUUACCAACGGGAGCUUGAGGAUGCCCGGGCAUCACGAGAUGAUAUCUUUGCACAGUCCAAAGAGAAUGAGAAGAAGCUGAAGAGUUUGGAAGCAGAAAUUCUCCAGCUGCAAGAGGAACUGGCAGCUUCUGAACGUGGUCGUCGUCACGCAGAGCAGGAGAGAGACGAGCUUGCAGAUGAGAUCUCAAACAGUACGUCAGGAAAAUCUGCUCUCCUGGAUGAGAAAAGACGUCUGGAAGCUAGAAUUGCCCAGCUUGAAGAGGAACUUGAGGAAGAGCAAAGCAAUAUGGAACUUCUCAAUGACCGGUUCCGUAAAACCACCCUGCAGGUGGACACAUUGAAUUCAGAGCUGGCUGGAGAGAGGAGCUCUGCCCAAAAGAGUGAAAAUGCACGACAACAACUGGAGAGGCAGAACAAGGAGCUAAAGGCCAAACUACAGGAACUCGAAGGCUCCGUCAAGUCAAAGUUUAAAGCAACCAUUGCCACCCUGGAGUCCAAGAUUGGUCAGCUGGAGGAGCAGCUGGAGCAGGAGGCAAAGGAACGAGCAGCUUCUAACAAGUUAGUUCGCCGGACAGAGAAGAAGCUGAAGGAGGUUUUCAUGCAGGUGGAGGAUGAGCGCAGACACGCUGACCAGUACAAGGAGCAGAUGGAGAAAGCCAACACUCGAAUGAAACAGCUGAAGAGGCAGCUGGAGGAAGCAGAAGAGGAGGCAACUCGCGCCAAUGCCUCCCGGCGCAAGCUGCAACGAGAGCUCGAUGACUCUUCAGAAGCCAAUGAGGUUUUGGUCCGGGAAGUGUCCACUCUCAAGAAUCGUCUGAGGAGAGGAGGACCGAUUUCCUUCUCUUCCAGCUCCAGUCGCUCCGGCCGCCGACAGCUUCAGAUAGAGGGCACUUCCUUGGAUCUCUCUGAUGACGAGCUGGAGACUAAACCACCUGAGGUCAACGAGACUCCUGCCCCUGCUCCUGCUCCUGUCCCUACCCCGGCUGAAUGAUCUCCCACCUACAGCAUUCCUCUGCCCCAUGCAGAGGGACCAGGAACCAGGGGCAGAUAACUGCACACCGAAGCACGUCCGCACAGACAUCCUGGGUGUCCGGAGGGGAGCCUCUCCUCGCAGGCUAAAGUGCUUUAAAGUGGUUUUUUUUGGUUUUUUUUAUUUUAACGCUAAAAUACAAAUCUUUUGAACCACGUUCCUGCUGAAACUACAUUUAAUUUCUGCAGGGAUGUGGUUUGCAGCCCUAGUCCCUCCUUCACCCCCAUAUUCUCGAACAACAUCAGAGGGGUUCAAUAUUCUGUUACUUGCAUCUGUUUUACAUCAAUCUUAAGACAUUUUUUAUUCUUCUUUGCUUUAUUUUUUUAGCAUCAUGUGGAAAAAUAGAAACAAAAUUCUUUGUCCCCGUCUCCUGUGGGCAAUGGACUGAGACUGCAGAGGGGGGGGGGCAGAGGGAGGGUGUUAUAUACUCCUCCCCUUGCAUGUUAUAGUUGGUACAAACCUCACCUAUUUUGCAUUGGGAGCAGCUGUGCGCCCCUCGUCCCAGCUCUAAUCUAUGGUAAUUCUAGAUCUGCAACACUAAACUGUGAAUCACACCCGUGGGGAUUUUUCUCACCCAUGUCCUCCCUAAGGAAGGAGCUAGGACAGGGACCCAGGGGCACAGAGACUGUAUAUCGAGGAGCUGCCCGCUAUAACUUUCCUGAAAGCUGUUGCUUGUCUGUGGCGGUGAGAGGGUUAAAAUUAGUCAGCCGUCAAGUUAACUAGGGGAGUAGCACGAUCCUUAAAAUUAUGGAAAUCAAACUGUUCCUAUUCCAUAACCGGAAGGGGAAAGAAUCCGUAUACAUU
Pelobates fuscus (common spadefoot toad) is the source of this 7002-nucleotide messenger RNA. It is a transcript of the gene MYH10, whose product is annotated as myosin heavy chain 10. Lineage: Eukaryota; Metazoa; Chordata; Amphibia; Anura; Pelobatidae. The transcript is spliced from 44 exons. The coding region runs from base 130 to 6159 and encodes 2009 amino acids. The record is from RefSeq and is a predicted model, not a curated record. Gene Ontology annotation, biological process: actomyosin structure organization; regulation of cell shape; mitotic cytokinesis. Gene Ontology annotation, cellular component: myosin filament; myosin II complex; cytoplasm. Gene Ontology annotation, molecular function: ATP binding; microfilament motor activity; actin filament binding.